Messenger RNA from Zingiber officinale, 561 nucleotides. RefSeq lists its product as uncharacterized. The transcript has a single exon. Lineage: Eukaryota; Viridiplantae; Streptophyta; Magnoliopsida; Zingiberales; Zingiberaceae. The record is from RefSeq and is a predicted model, not a curated record. The coding region runs from base 1 to 561 and encodes 186 amino acids.
AUGUGGCCGCCGCUCUCCGCCUUCGAAGGCGGCGGAGCGCCGGCGAAUUCGGGGCCGCUCCCCCGGCGGAGCUUCUAUCUCGACAGCGGUGGAUCCUCCGACGGGAACCAGGCUUCCCCCUACCUCCCUUCCUUCUCCUCCGUGCCCUUCUCCUGGGAGCGCCGCCCGGGCAUCCCCAAGGCCGCCGUUGCCGCCGCCGCUGCCAGCGGCCCCCUCCUCCGCCUGCCUCCCGGCACCGCCGGCUACCACAGGAAGCGCACCGCCUCCGACGCCGCCGGCGACGAGGACCCCUUCGCCGUCGCGCUGGCGGAGUGCGCCAAGCGCCCGCCUGGACCCUCCAUCGAGGAGCUCUUCACGCGGACCCGCUCCGCCUCGGCGCCCCGCAAAAGAGCCGCGCCGCAGUCGGCGGCGUGGUCGAUCUCCGACCGCCUCGGCCUCCACGCCGCCUCGUGCAAGGCUACGUGCGCCAUAGCCGACUCCGCCGUCUGCGUCCCCCGCCGCCCGGGUCCUCGAGGCGGCACCGCCUUGCCCUACGCUCUCUCGAGCCGCCGGGCCGGCUAA